Messenger RNA from Harpegnathos saltator (Jerdon's jumping ant), 1395 nucleotides. Its product is annotated as dual oxidase. The coding region runs from base 175 to 1395 and encodes 406 amino acids. Gene Ontology annotation, biological process: response to oxidative stress. The record is from RefSeq and is a predicted model, not a curated record. NCBI's taxonomy places the organism in Eukaryota, Metazoa, Arthropoda, Insecta, Hymenoptera, Formicidae. The transcript is spliced from 6 exons. Gene Ontology annotation, molecular function: peroxidase activity; heme binding.
AAUAUUCAAAAAACACAAAAAAACGACAUUCAAUGUAACCUUUUAAUAGAUUGUCAAUGUCACAGAAUCUUCUGCUGGAACUGAUGUUAUUUGCAUCACUUUUAUUGAUAUCAUUGUUCAACGAAACAAAAAGGAAUGCUAAAAUGAGGACAGUUGAUCACGUCAGAGAUAAUCAUGGCUAGCGAAAAUGGUUGCCCCAUAGAAUUUCAUCGAAUCGACGUGGACAAAUGUGACCCGGUUUUCGACAAGGAGUGCCAAGGUAAUAAAUACAUUCCAUUCCUUCGAGCGGAUUACGAUCGUCAAACCGGGCGCAGUCCUAACAGUCCUCGGGAGCAGAUAAAUAAAGUAACGAGCUGGAUCGACGGUAGUUUCGUCUAUUCGAGUAGUGAGGCAUGGGCGAAUACAAUGCGUACUUUUAAAAACGGCAGUCUUCUCAUGGAACAGAUAAGACAAUUUCCUGUGAGGAACACUAUGCGUGCGCCUCUCUUCAAUCACGCGGUUCCGCAUGUAAUGCGAAUGCUUAGUCCAGAGCGGCUAUAUCUUCUCGGCGAUCCAAGAACGAAUCAGCAUCCACCGUUAUUAUCAUUGGGAAUUUUAUUUUAUCGAUACCAUAACGUCAUAGCCGCUCGCAUACAAAGACAACAUCCCAAUAUGUCUGACGAAGAAAUUUUUCAGAAGGCUCGUCGAAUAGUCAUUGGAACGAUACAGAACAUAAUUCUUUAUGAAUAUUUGCCGGUGUUGUUAAACGAGAACCUUCCAUCCUAUAUUGGUUACAAACCGGACCUACAUCCGGGUAUCAGUCAUAUAUUCCAAAGCGCCGCUUUCCGUUUUGGUCAUACUCUUAUACCACCAGGCAUUUAUCGGCGAGAUAGAAACUGUAACUAUAGAAAAACUAACACGGGUCAACUAGCAAUAAGAUUAUGUUCUACUUGGUGGGACUCAAACGCAAUUCUAGCUAAUAGCACUAUUGAAGAAUUAAUACUGGGUAUGGCAUCACAAUUAGCAGAAAAAGAGGAUAAUCUUCUCAGUACUGACAUUCGCAAUAAUCUGUUUGGUCCCAUGGAAUUUUCGCGCAGAGAUCUUGGUGCUCUGAAUAUUAUGCGUGGUCGAGACAAUGGUCUGCCAGAUUAUAAUACAGCCAGAGUGCAUUACAAAUUAUCGCGACGGAAAACUUGGAAUGAAAUCAACCCGGAAUUAUUCAAUAAGAACCCGUCGCUGUUGCGCACACUUGUUGAAAUUUAUUCUAAUAAUCUCAACAAUAUUGACGUUUAUGUAGGUGGUAUGCUCGAAUCUAAAAAUGGCCCCGGGGAACUUUUUACUACAAUCAUAAAAGAGCAAUUUCUCCGUUUGCGGGAUUCUGAUAGGUUUUGGUUUGAGAACGAAGAUAAUGGGUGA